GGUGAGACGAUGGUAGUGGCAAAAGAAUGGAGAGAAGAGAGGAGAUACAAGGAGGAUGGGCAUCAAGUUGGUCGGUUGGCCUGGUAGAUGACCCCCACCCUGUAUAAAAGGCUUCUUCGACUGGCGACGACUUCAGUCUUUCAGUUCGGCUGACACACACACUGUGUACUAAUCCGAAGAUCAUCUUAGGCCGAGGCUGAGAGAGAGAGCCUUUGGUAACGGCGCGACAACGAAGACGAAGGAUGCCUUGCCAAUAACAGAAGACAACAGCACUGCAGAAUUCUCAGCAGGAUUCUCGGCAAAAUGCCUGCCAAGAUGUGCCUUAGCCCUGCGAUCUUUGCUUUCUUCACCCUGGUUAUUACCACUGUAGUGUCGCAGUUUACACAAUUGGAAGAAAACAGAAAAGGCACGGAAUUAAUUUUAGACAUUAGCGAUGAACACAAGGCUCAAUAUUUAAAUCAAAAUUUUUAUUCGAAUGCGUAUAACUACGGUUAUGAAGUGAAUCCUAAUGGACAAUUUCAUCACGAAGUGCAUGGGCCAGACGACAUUACAUAUGGAUGUUAUGGCUAUGUAGAUCCUUUUGGAAAAUUAAAAACAACAUUUUACGUAAGUGAUGGAUGGGGAUACAGAGUAGUCCAGCCAGGGCAAAACGUCGAACUAUUUUUUCACGAACAUGAACAUCAUGAGAAUAGUCAAUCUCAAGAGAAUGAUAAUAACGAGCGUCAUGAUCAUCACGGCAUUCUAACAGCUUGGGAUAAGUUACAUUUUCCACCCAUCUGUGCACAAUUUGAAGGGACGAAUACUAAUCCUACUGUGAUACCACCAUCAGAACCAGAAACACUUGGGGCCCCAGGAAUUCCUGGGAUACCUAAAUAUCCUGCCACUCCUGGCACACCAGAAACACCAUCUCGAUCUGGACACCUCAAAAAAUCAGAAACUCCCACAAUUCCAAGAAGAUCAGAACCUCCUGAUAUUCCAACGUCAUCAAGAACUCCUAAUCUUCCAGGAAGACCAGGAACACCGAGAAAACAAGAGAUACCAUCAUAUAUCGAACGUUUUGAAAAGCCGGGCACACCAAAGACUCCUGAGUCCUCAAACAUUCCAGGAAGACCAAAAACUCCUGACAUUCCAAGUACCCCAUCACAUCCUGGAUUCCCUAGAAAACCUGCAAGAGUAAGGAUUUCUAGUACUACGAGCACACCAGAAAAACAAUAUUAUUCGGAAUAUCCUAGCACAUCUGGAACAUCUGUCACCCCAGGAAAACCAUUCCAACAUUCAUAUCCUGGCACGUCUAGUAUUCUUGUUAUUCCAGAAAAACCAUCGCAACCAGGCAGUAUUUUACGUAGACCAGAAACUCCUAAAACUUCUGUUACUCCUAGCAAGUUAGGAACGUCGUAUUAUUCGAGCUAUCCUGAAAGAUCAAGAACUUCUGAUAUUCCAGCCAUAAUAGGAACACCAUUGCAUUUUACGUACCCUGAUACAUCAAGAACUUUUGUUACACCAGAUAAACAAAACACUCUUGGUACUCCAAAUUCAUCCAGAAUACCAUUCAUAAAUCCUGAUACACCAGAGACUCCUGGAAGUCCCGGAACACCAGAAACGCCAAGAACACUACCGCAACCUUUAUACUUGAACACAAGAACUUUAAACAAUACAGAUAGAGAAGAUACUCCUGCACGUUCUGAAGAUACACCACCUUCGAGCCCUGACGUAUCAGAAACUUCGGAUAACUCAAACGAAGGAAGUAAUUCUGGAGUAGAAGCACUAUCAUCUCCUGCGUAUUCAGAUACACCAGACACAUCAUCGCAUCCUGUAUCCACAGGAAUAACGUUCCAUCCUGGCAUACCAGCGACUUCUGCAUAUUUGGGUGCAGCAGGAGCUUUUAGUACUCAAGGUAUACCAAACCCUCAAAAUAUACCCAACAUUUCUGAACAUAUUCAACCUUCGUACAUUACAAAUGAAUUAGACUAUCGCGAAUUAACAACUCCACUGAAUCCUGUAACUCCUGACAUACCAAACAUAAUUUACUCUUUCUCGAGAACAACUACCGCAGACUCAUUAAAUCUAUCAUCGUCUUCUUCGUACCGUAACACCACAGACAAUGUUAUAGUAACACCAGCAAUCUCACAACCAUCAACAUCUUCUGGAAUUCUUGGCGUUGCUAUAACAACAGGAACUUCUGAUAUUUCUGAAUUUCCUGAGAUAAUAAAAAUACCAUUUCUUCCUGAAAUCCCUGACAUAUCAGAAAGACCAGAUACUCUUAGACAGAUAGACACUUUUGCGUGCCCAAGCACUUCUACACAUCCAAGCACUUUUACACAGCCAGAUAUUUCUGAAGACUCUCAAAAACGUAAGUGGCCACACACAGUUGCAUUUUCUCAAACAUCAUCCUAUUCUAAAAUUCCUAAAAAAUGCGAUAAAAGUACUCAAACAAUGUCUAAUCCAUUUCAAUCUAUAAUCAAUACAAAACAAAAGAGACCAACCAGUCUUGAGCUCAAUAAAGGAAAAAAAGCACUUAAGAGACGCUAUAAUUUCCCUGAAAUACUGUCGCUUUCUGGAAACCACUCGCAGCCUACAUAUUCUGGCAUACAAUGGACUUCUGGCAUUAUCGCAGAACAUGGCAUGCCAUCUAUUCCUAUGACGAAUACACCAGAGAUUUCUAGUAGUCAAAAUAUUCUUGAACAGGCUGGAGUUUCGAGUACUUCAGAUGGAUCAAACAGUCGCGGAGAUAAAAGAUCACCGCGUCCUUUAACCCCUGACAUAUCAAACACAUCAAUAAGUUCACGAUUAGCAUUAUCUUCUAGAAUACUUUCCAUUGCAAGGUCACGACUAGUUCUUAACAUUCCUAAAUUUUCUCGCCCAAUAAGAACACUAUUCCAUCCUGAAAUACCUAACAGACCAAGAAGACCAGACACCUCUGAACAGUCAAACAUUACAGGACAACAUAACACAUCAGAAAUAACACAACCUCCUGGACACUCUGCCACUCUGCCAUAUUGCAUUCAUAGUAUUACAGGAACUCAGAGAAAAAAAUUAUCAUCUUCUACAUCUUCAAGUAUACCAGAAACAUCAAUGCGUUCGGCAAACGCUGACAAACCAUCAACUCCACAAAUUACAGAACAACUAACAAGAACACUAUCUGUUACACAUUCGAACACACAAGAAACAUCAUUAUUAUCUAACACAGCAGGGUCUUUUAAUUUACCAAGUAGCUUAAAAAUUACUAAAUCAUCUAAAAAACCUGUUAGAGAAAAGACUUCUAGUUCUACAGGGCUCUAUCGUCCUAUAAAGAUUGAAAUUUAUAAAGUAGAUACAAAAGCCGAUCUUAAAAACAUCAAUACAUCGAAAACAGUACCAGAUACUUCUCUUUUUUCAUCUACAAUAGAUUCUCCUGCACAAUUUGCCAUACGAAAUACUUCUCAUACGUCACGUAAAUUAAACUUUUCUGAAUACAUUGACAAAUCAAAAGAAAUAUCAUAUGAUGAACACUCUCGCAUACCACCAUAUUGCAUUAAUGAUAUUGCAGAAACUCCAGAGAGACUACCAUCUUCUGCACAGUCGGGUGCAUCAGAAACAUUUUUGCAGCCUGGACAGUCUGGCAUACCAUCGACUUCUGUUACCGCAGAAAUUACAACAGGAACACCACAUCUUGGAUAUUCGAAUACACCAGAAACACCAUCGUAUCCUGUACACAUUGACACAUCAUUGAUUUCUGCUAAUGCAAAAACCUCAGAAAAACUAUCACCUCUUGCACAUUUGGAUGCAGUAAUAACGCCAGUAUACCCUGACCCAUCAAAAACACAACCGCAUUUUCAAUACUCUGGCACAGCAGGGAUUCCUAGUUCUCCAAGUAAAUCUACAAGUUCUGAACAAUUUGUCAUACCAGAGAUUAUUAUUACUCCAAGUACUCCACGUACCCCAUAUAUUAAACAAUCUGACAUAUCAAGAAUACAAGCGUAUUCUGAGGAUGCUAACAUCGCAGAGACUUUUAAUUCUACAGGAGAACCACGUCAUCCUAUAGAGCUUGCCGUAAAAGAAGCAUAUAGUACCUCAGAUAGAGAAGCCAAUCUUAGAGGCACUUACACAUCAGAAACAAUGUCAGAUACGCCUUCUUCCGAUACACCAGGCACUCCAGAAUAUAUUAGCACAUCAAAAGUAACUGAACAUUCUCGCAUACCACCGUAUUGCAUUCAUGAUAUUGCAAGAACCCCAGAGAGAUCACUAUCUUCUACACAAUCGAGUGCAUCGGAAACAUUUUCACAGCCAGAACAGUCUGGCAUACCAUCGAGUCCUGUUAUAGCUGAAACUACAGCAAGAAUGCCAUCUCCUGCACAUUUGGGUACACCGAAAACAUCAUUGUAUCCUGGAUAUCUUGGCAUAUCGUUAAUUCCUGCUAUUGGAGAAGCACCAGCAAGAACACCAUCUCCAGCACAUUUGGGUACACCAAAAACAUCAUUACGUCCUGGAUACCUUGGAAUAGCGUCGACUCCUCCGAUUGCAGAAACACCAGCAAGAACGCCUCCUCCAGCACAUUUGAGUACACCAGAAAAAUCAUCGCGUUCUGAAUACUUUGGCAUAGCAUCGACUCCUCCUAUCGAAGAAGCACCAGCAAGAACACCACCUCCAGCACAUUUGGGUACACCAGAAAAACCAUCGCGUUCUGGAUACUUUGGCAUAGCGUCGACUUCUCCUACUGCAGAAACACCAACAAGAACAUCACCUCCAGCACAUUUGGGUACACCGAGAACACCAUCGUAUCGUGUAAACUCUGAUAAUUCAAGAACCGAAGCGCAUUUGCCAUACGCUAGACCGGCUGGAACUUAUAGAUUUCCAGGUAGACCAAGACGUCCUAGUCAAUACGUUAUAGCAGAUACUUCUGAUACUUCAGAUACAUCUGGACAUCGUGACACAUCAGAAACGCAGCCAUAUUCUGAGACUCCGGAAACUUAUGAUACUUCGAGUAGACAAGACAUUCCUGGAUAUAGUGAUACAUCAGAAACACAUCCGUCUCCUGAAUAUCAUGAUACAUCUUAUACUUCAAAUAGACAAGAUACUUCUGGAUACCAUGACACCUCAGGAACAAAAUCGUAUUCUGAAUAUCCUAUCACACCUGGAGCUUCUAUUUCCCCUGAUAAACUAAGACCUUUUGAACAUGGCAGAACAAAAACUUCUUCAAGUAGAGUAGGCCAUACUGAUCAUCGUGGAGGAUCAGGAGGAAUACAACAUGCUGAAUAUCCUGACAUGCCAGAAAGAUCUAAUAGACCUAAUAGACCACGCUAUCCAUCUUAUACAUCACACUCAAGCUAUAAUGGAUCUCUUAGAUAUCCGUCAACUUAUCCUAGCAUUCCGAGAACAAGCGGAAGACCAGGUUUAUUUGGAUUCCCCGAGAAGCUGGAUGGCAUGCUUCUUGGAAAAUCAAAUUACCCAAUUCAUAUUGGAUAUCCUUCUUAUCUCAAUGGUCCUGAGGACCUUGUUGAACCAGAAGGAUCUAUUGGAGACGUCGGUGGUGAUGGUGAACCAGGCCCGGAUGGUCCAUGGCCAACCGGAUCUCCAGGACCUGACGGACCAUGGCCUGGUGAUCCAGAAUAUUACUCAGGUGUAAUUCAUUCCGCGCAAUCGCGAUCUCGUGGUCCUGUGAAAUUUGUACAGCUCAAAUCGUAUACACAGAUAACUAACAGUUCAUCGAUAAAAACAGGUUUUCCAGAACAAAUUAAUUUAAAAUCACUUAUAAAGUCGAAUUCUAAUUUUGCUAGUACGAUAAGUAACGAUAAAUUGUCAGAGGUUUCAUAUCCUAUCAAAGUAAGCGAAGUCGUUGAUUUUGAUCGCAAUAGAUUUAAGACCCAAGAAUAUGAACAAAUUGAUGAAGGAAAUAUUAACCACAAUGCGAAAGAAAUUAAUUCAUUGAUGCAUGAUACAUUGAAAACGUCAGGUCAUCUAAAAUACACAUUCUCAAAAAAUCAUACGGACAAUUUGGAAAAAGAUGAAAUUACUGAUAAGAAUAUUAAGGCAUACGGCUCGAAAAUUGAACAUAAGCAAAAUAAUCAAUAUGAGGUAAUAGAUGACAUUAGACGAGCAGAAGAACCGAAAGAAGACUUUGAACAAUUCUCUGUUCAUCGUCAGAAACAAUAUCGAAAAGAAUUUAAAUUUCCCGUCAAUCAUACUUUUGCAUCCCAAGACAUUAUUAAAGAUGCACUAGAUCAAUCUUAUAAAAUAGGCCAUCAAGGAAGCCGCCUUAUAAUGCAUACGAAGUUCGAUAGAUAUGAAGAAAACAAAGGCCGAGAAAAUAUUGAUUCUCCUGAAGAGCAAACUAUUGCUGUCAUAGAACAGGUAAAUACAUCGUCCGAGGCAGAACAAAUAGAUCAUAGUAUAAACGCAACGGGAGUUCAACCACCACAUUCGAUCAAUGUUAAGCCCUUUUCAUUACCCCUAGGACCGAAUCCACAAGCUUGUCCUUGUUAUUUAGUUGAGUCGUACAAGGAAAAUGAUAGCACCAGCAGCACGACAUCCAUUCCUCUCAUUGGUCAGCUUGGAUUCAUCCCUGUCAUUUUUGUACCGUACUGUCCCGGUAAUAAGGCAGAUAGUCACAAAAUGAAGCUUAUUUAUCCCUCCGCAACACCCGUCCCAUACGCAUGCAAUGCAUGUGGCACGCCAGAUGAAAACGUAGAAACAAAACUUCUUGGCUUACAAUUAGAUCAGCUUGGCAAUAUUGAAAAUUUAAAGAAUAUCUUGAGUGUAGCCAAUCUUGGAUUUUUAAAUGUUCCAGUCAGAGCCCUUACUGAGAAGAGAAAGAUCAGAAACAGGAAAGUAGUAUGAAGAAUCUAGUUAACUUAUUCAUAUUAAUAUACAAAAAAUAAUAUUUUUUGCCGGGGAAGAGAAGUAUCCGCUCUUAUGAGAAUUAAAUAUGAAAUAUUGGAACUAUCCCUCUACCAGCUGCAGGUCAGCUGAUAGAUUAUUGGUCGAUUCGAUGAUAUUGAAACUUAAACAUUACUUAUUGUGCAUGAUCGUUAAGAAUGCAUGUCGACUGACCGAGCUAUGUAUAUACUAUAUUAAACGACUGACUAUAAUUAUCCGUGCAUGAAACAUCGAUGAGCAUAUAAGUCGUUCGUAGAUUAAUGUUUUUAUUAUACCGACGAUAUUUUUAAAUUACUCUUUAUUUUAAAUACGGCGACAAUGCCACUUAAUGAAUAUUAAGCUUGAAUAUAUACUUUUCCUCCAC
This is a messenger RNA of Vespula pensylvanica (western yellowjacket), 7216 nucleotides long. Its product is annotated as mucin-12-like. The transcript has 5 exons. The record is from RefSeq and is a predicted model, not a curated record. Lineage: Eukaryota; Metazoa; Arthropoda; Insecta; Hymenoptera; Vespidae. The coding region runs from base 304 to 6813 and encodes 2169 amino acids.